This is a messenger RNA of Amblyraja radiata (thorny skate), 3468 nucleotides long. RefSeq names its product adhesion G protein-coupled receptor E2-like. Gene Ontology annotation, biological process: adenylate cyclase-activating G protein-coupled receptor signaling pathway; cell surface receptor signaling pathway. The coding region runs from base 270 to 2093 and encodes 607 amino acids. Gene Ontology annotation, molecular function: G protein-coupled receptor activity; calcium ion binding. Gene Ontology annotation, cellular component: plasma membrane. The record is from RefSeq and is a predicted model, not a curated record. NCBI's taxonomy places the organism in Eukaryota, Metazoa, Chordata, Chondrichthyes, Rajiformes, Rajidae. The transcript has 15 exons.
GCCCCACAGACGCUGCUCUCUGCGCUGAGUUCCUCCAGCAGAUUGUUUGUCGCUCCAGAUUACAGCAUCUGCAGCCUCAUGUGUCUCCUCCAGGGUUAACGUCCGGUGCAUUGAUAGGUCUGGGAACUGACCAGAUCUGAAUUUCAUGUCCUCCUCAGUGGGGCGUGCCUCUGUACAGCUGCUGAAGUUCUGCCGGACGAUGUGAGUCGUACAAAAGCCUGAACGAGGUCAUUACCGAGCAGUCACUGUUCGAUCUUUCUGAGAGCAGGAUGCGAGCCGUGUACAGCUGCCUUCUAUUGGUGAUUUACAACAGCCAUCUGACGUUUCUAGUUUCAUCCAAAACCUGUGGAGAAGGACACGUGAAAGCAACAAAUGGCACGUGCUUUGAUGAGGAUGAAUGUAUGGGACUUUCUGCACAAACACUGUGUGGCAACAACACUGAUUGUCACAACACAGUGGGAAGCUACUACUGUACCUGUAAGGCAGGAUAUUUCCAGCCGAGCAAACAACGUAACUUCACAGACAGCAGACGCUGCGAAGAUUUGAUAAAUCUUCGCCCGAACAGUUCAUCUUUUGCGGAUAUUGAUUCAUUUGCUGAGGUUUCUACCACGAGUUUGUUAAAGUUUUGCAAGAGAAAUUCAACAGAAUUCUUCAAGUUGGUUUCCAAUUUCAUGGAAGUCAUGGAAAAUUAUGCAAUUGCUGCUGCCCGGAAAUUACAUCACCAACAAAAGGCAGAGUUCUCUUCCAAUAACUUGGAAAUCUUCAUGCAAGCAAUCCGGAACAGCACAAUCCCAAACGAUAACAGAUUAAAGUUAUCCAUUGCCAAUAACAGCCUGAACAUUGGCUGGAAGAGCGUGGCAGGGAAAGAGAAUUUUGAUGUUGCUGCCGUUGUCCUUAUCUCGUACAAACAUCUGGGCUCUCUUAUGGAACAGAACCUUAUGGAAGGCUGCGAGAAUGAAAGCAAGCUGGGACUGAACUCAGACAUUGUUAGUGCUGCAGUAACGAACACAGGCAGGAGCCACCUCCUGGAACCAGUCACUCUCACCUUCGGCAACAAGAAGCUCACUGAUAAAAGAGCCCAGUGUGUCUUCUGGAACAGUUCAACCUUCAGCUGGUCCACUCAAGGCUGCCAAUUGGUUGAGUUCAACGCAGCAUACACAGUGUGCAACUGUACGCACCUGACAAGCUUUGCGGUGCUCAUGGCCCUGGAUGUAAUAGAGGGGAAUGAUGCUCACAAUCUACAUCUGAUCACUCUGGUCGGCGUUAUUGUCUCUCUGGUUUGCCUUGCGCUGUCAGUCCUCACCUUCACCCUGUGUCGGGCCCUUAAAAGUAUCAGGACCACCAUCCACACUCACCUGUGCAUCAGCCUCUUUUUGGCAGAACUGCUGCUCAUCUUUGGAAUGGACAAGACCGAAUAUCGGGAUCUUUGUGCCGUCAUCGCUGGAUUCCUGCAUUAUUUCUUCCUGGCCUGUUUUUCCUGGAUGCUCCUGGAAGGUGUGCAGCUUUACCUCAUGCUGGUGAAAGUCUUCAAUGCAAAGAGUAUGAGACCAACGUACAUGUACUUGUUUGGCUACGGUUGCCCCCUGAUUACUGUUGGCAUCUCAGCAGCCGUGUAUUCCCAGGGAUAUGGAACAGAGAAGCAUUGUUGGUUGGAUCUAAAUAAGGGAUUUAUCUGGGCUUUCCUGGCUCCGGUCUGUGUGAUUAUUCUGGUCAAUGGAGGAUUUUUUAUUAUGACUGUGUUGAAACUGGCUGAAAAGUUUUCAAGUGUCAAUCCUGAUAUGGGCCAGUUGAAGAAAAUCAGGGUCUUUACCUUCACUGCUGUCGCUCAGCUCUGCCUCCUGGGAUGUACUUGGAUAUUUGGCAUGUUGCACUUCCAGAAGGAAACAAUUGUCAUGGCCUACAUCUUCACUGUGAUCAACAGCAUGCAAGGAAUGUUCAUCUUCAUCCUGCACUGCCUCCUUAACAAGCAGGUGAGGGAUGAGUACGCCAACUUCUUCCACCGUUUCUACCUAUUGAAGAAAGACUUAAAAUACUCUGAGUUUUCAACUUCAUCGACGCAGGGCCUGAGAAGCGUUCAUGAGACGGAAAUGUGAUUGAAAGCACGAGAGCUCUGCAGAGCUGGCUACAGCUGCUUCUAAAGCGAGAGGCACAGAGCACAAGAGCAACAGUGCACUGACUCUCUUUGCUUGGGACUGUAACUCGCCUCUCCACUGGGACUACCCCAUUGCUGCUGCCACCCUCUCCCCAUUCUUACCUCCAUCGCUCUGUUUCAAUUUGCUACAAACUUCAGAAGAGGCGAGAAGUUGCAGCUGAGAGUUGUACUGCUUCAGCUCUCUGCUUCUAUUGAGCAUGUACAUAGCAGGAGUUCAUAGCUUCUACAUUGUUGAACAGACUGUCCAAUAAUAAGCACGGUAGCAUCUAGCCUGGAUUCUGGGGAAUGGAAGAGUUGCCUUUCACUUCAAGCACCUCCCUGGGCAGAUGGGAUGAUGUCCGUCUGGCUUUAAGGUUGCUUGAUUUGGUGAUCCUCUAAUUGUUGGCUAUUGGACAGUGGUUGGCAAGGUGACAAACCAGGAUUCAGCCAUCGGAAGGUGAGCACGGGCAGCACAGGUCAAUGAGUGCUUGUGAGUUUGGAAGGAGUUUGCUUGGGGUCCAACAUGGGCAGGGUGGAUGUCUAGCAGGUUUAGAGUUGAGUUAGUGUUGAGUUUGUAAGCUGACAGAGGGUGUGUCCCAGACUGGCUUUUGCCUGCUGUUGGGUUGGUGACACAAUAUGAUGACAAGAGUGCAUGUGAGCUACAAAGCCAUUCCCCAUCGCCGCCCAUCAUUAUUUGGGGCUUUUCAAGAGCCAACAUAAAGCAGGUUGUAAAUGCCACUGACAACCACAUCUCCUGAUUGAUUCGGGACAUGUGAGGCACAGAUGAGCUUCUCUCUCUAGGCAGUGUCGAGGGUGAAAGGCUGAAGGGUAAGAAAGCUUGAACAGGACCCACCGGUCACCAGGUGAGAUGCCAGAGUCUGGGCCAGGCCGCUGCUCAGCCCUGAGUCAGGCUCAGUGCAAUUUCCUCAGCAGAGACCCCAUCUCCUCCCGGUUUCCUUCAGCCCCUCGGCACCAGCUAAUAGCCACCACCAUUGAGUGAUACCCACUACCAUCUCACCACCACAUUAUCUGGGUGGAGUGGUUCAUGGAUGGACCUCCCAUUGUCACCCUCUCAAAGACAGUGUGGGACGGAACACUCAACCCUGCCUUUGCCUGAGGCUGAUGAAUGAAAAUGCAGCCAGUGCUGAGCACGGCUGUGGUUCCCAGUGCCCCGGGUUUGCCCUGUAACUGCCGCAGGUGAGACAAAGGAGGUUUCACCGGCUCAUACGGAGGAAGCAGGAAGGGCAAGCUGGUUACACCUUGUUAUUGUGUAUUGAUACGUAAAAAUGCAAAUUUUUUUAAUAUGCCAUGCUUUUAUUGAAUAAAAUAUCAUCCUG